AUGGAGUCGCAGGGCGGAGGACAGAGGCGUGACUUCACCCUGGGACCCUUCAGGCCGGACUGCUCCUACAGGACCAGAGCCUUCGCUGUCCUCAGGAUGCCUAACUCACUGCCCUUGAGGCUGCUGCUACCGCUAUGGCUGUGGGGGCUGCUGCUCCAGAGGGCGGAGACAGGCUCUGAGGGGCGCACAGCCGGGGAGCUGUACCGGCGCUGGGAACGGUACCGCAGGGAAUGCCAGGAGACCUUAGAGGCCACCGAGCCACCCUCAGGCCUCGCCUGUAACGGGUCCUUCGAUAUGUAUGUCUGCUGGGACUAUGCUGCAUCCAAUGCCACUGCCCGUGCGUCCUGCCCCUGGUACCUGCCCUGGCAUCACCACGUGGCUACAGGCUUUGUCCUCCGCCAUUGUGGCAGUGAUGGCCACUGGGGACCUUGGAGAGACCAUACCCAGUGUGAGAACCCAGAGAAGAAUGGGACCUUUCAGGACCAAAAGCUGAUCUUGGAGCGGCUACAGGUCAUGUAUACCAUCGGCUAUUCUCUGUCCCUUGCCACGCUGCUGUUAGCCCUGCUCAUCUUGAGUUUCUUCAGGCGGCUGCGCUGCACUCGAAACUACAUCCACAUCAACUUGUUCAUGUCUUUCAUGCUGCGGGCGGCAGCCAUCCUCACCCGAGACCGUCUGCUGCCUCCACCCCGCCCCUACUCUGGGGACCAGGCCCCUACCCUGUGGAAUCAGGCCCUAGCUGCUUGCCGCACAGCCCAGAUCGUGACCCAGUACUGUGUGGGCGCCAACUACACGUGGCUGCUGGUGGAGGGUGUCUACCUGCACAGCCUCCUGGUGCUUGUGGGGAGCUCCGAGGAGGGCUACUUUCGUUGCUACCUGUUCCUUGGCUGGGGGGCCCCCGCGCUUUUCGUCAUUCCCUGGGUGAUCGUGAGGUACCUGUACGAGAACACACAGUGCUGGGAGCGGAACGAAGUCAAGGCCAUUUGGUGGAUCAUACGCACCCCCAUUCUCAUGACCAUCUUGAUUAAUUUCCUCAUUUUUAUCCGCAUUCUGGGCAUCCUUUUGUCCAAGCUGAGGACACGGCAGAUGCGCUGUCCAGACUACAGGCUGAGGCUGGCUCGCUCAACGUUGACGCUGGUGCCCCUGUUGGGGGUCCACGAGGUGGUGUUUGCUCCUGUGACAGAGGAACAGGCCCGGGGUGCCCUGCGCUUUGCCAAGCUCGGCUUUGAAAUCUUCCUAAGUUCCUUCCAGGGCUUCCUGGUCAGCGUACUCUACUGCUUUAUCAACAAGGAGGUACGAAGAGCCCUGGCUGCCGCCUGCGCCCUCUGGCGGCAACGCGGGGGAACGGCGCCGCCUCUGAGCACCAUCCCGUUGCAGGUGCAGUCGGAGAUCCGCCGCGCCUGGUAUCACUGCCGCCUGCGCCACAGCUUUGGCGAUGAGCAGCGCCAGCUUCCAGAGAGUGUCUCUCGGGUCCUGCCCUCGGGGUCUGGCCCAGGCGAGGUCCCCACCUGCCGCGCCUCGUCCUUAGGGACCCUCCCUGGGCAUGGGGAUGAGGCCAGCCGGGUGUUAGAAAGUUACUGCUAGGUAGCAGAUUCCUGUCAGUUCAGUUAGUGCCUAUUGUGUGCUAGGCCCAGUGUGGGGGCCGCUGGGAAAAUGGGGGAGAAGGAAACAGGAAAACAAGGUCCCUGCCCUUCUGGAGAUUACAAUGGAGUGGGGGAAACAGAUGGUGAACAUAAAACAUCAAGUUACAUGCAUGCUGUGGAAUGGCUAAUGAAGGGAAAUUGGAAGGGGGCUAAAGGUGGUCUGGGAGGCCAUCCCUG
Nycticebus coucang (slow loris) is the source of this 1817-nucleotide messenger RNA. RefSeq names its product gastric inhibitory polypeptide receptor (gene GIPR). Gene Ontology annotation, molecular function: gastric inhibitory peptide receptor activity; peptide hormone binding; G protein-coupled peptide receptor activity. The record is from RefSeq and is a predicted model, not a curated record. Gene Ontology annotation, cellular component: plasma membrane. Lineage: Eukaryota; Metazoa; Chordata; Mammalia; Primates; Lorisidae. Gene Ontology annotation, biological process: adenylate cyclase-modulating G protein-coupled receptor signaling pathway; cell surface receptor signaling pathway.